This is a messenger RNA of Penicillium coprophilum, 1956 nucleotides long. RefSeq lists its product as uncharacterized. The coding region runs from base 1 to 1956 and encodes 651 amino acids. NCBI's taxonomy places the organism in Eukaryota, Fungi, Ascomycota, Eurotiomycetes, Eurotiales, Aspergillaceae. The transcript has a single exon. The record is from RefSeq and is a predicted model, not a curated record.
AUGGCGGUCGACGGUGGUGGAAGAAAACCAGAUUCACCCCCUGAAACUGAGUUUUCAAGAGCGCCCAAAAACCCACGUAACCACUUUAACACUAUGAACGAGCUCGCCCAUAGUGCUAGAGAGGUGCUAAAUGCCAUGGAAAAUGACGGAAUAGGUGAGAUAUAUAUUAUCAACUUCAUCAAAUCCGUAGAGCAGUAUGCACUGAAAGCCCCAAAGGGGGACAAACCGCAGGCACAGGUCAUGGAAAAGGUGCAACAGGCACUCGACCGACUUGACCAGCGCAUGGAAAUCAUCGAAAAGGCCACAGCGCCAUCAACCCAAACCAGCAAUUCGAACGAUUCGGCGGCCUUCUGGGCGCGGCUCCAGAAAUGGGGCCAGGGGACUGGAUCCGGCCCUCCUCCGUCGCUCCCGAGGACUAGCAGCAAUGGAUCCUCCUCGGUUGGGGUCUCGCCAGCUGAACUCCGAGAAGACCGAGAAAUCAUUGUCAAAAUCCGUGAUAGCGACACACGCGAAUCCCUGCGUCGGCGAACACCAAGGGAGAUCGUCGAGCAGGCCGAGAGGACACGUGAGCAGGCGGCACGGAGGAAGGCCAGUGCUCCCCUUGGUGGUGGCUGCUACUUUGUGGCAGCAAAGGUUCUCCCCUCCGGAGACAUAAAGAUGACGGCGGAUAGCGCUUCGGGUGCGGAGCUGCUACGGAAACAUGCAGACGGCUGGCUGAAAUCGUUCGGCCCGGCGGCUCAUGUUCGGAAGCCGACGUGGGGGGUGGUCGCGCGGGGCAUUGACACGAAGACGAUGCUACGGACGCCGGAGUCAAUGGGGAGUAUGGCGAAGGAGCUUAUCCGGCAGAACAGCCAUUCCUGGGGUGGUUCCCAGGAGACAGAGAUCGAGAUUCUCCAUCUUGGCUGGCUGAUUAAACCGGGUAAGCGCCGGGAGGGUUCAAUCGUUAUUGAAUUCACCAGCCCAGUGGUUGCCAACCAGGCGAUCACACAGGGGACGCUCUGGCAGCACCAGGUGCACCAGACCACCCGUUUCUGCCGAGAAGGCCGUUCGAAAUUAUGCCUCAAGUGUCAAAAACCAGGACACGUGCACUCACAAUGUUUGAACGAGUAUCAGUGCGGCCACUGUGCGAAGCAGCACCCGACCUGGGAGUGCCCUUCUAGGCAUGGUGACACCGCCGAGAUCAAAUGCGCCAACUGUGGCGGGGCCCAUAGGCCGACAAGUGACACCUGCGAGGUGAGGGCGGCAGCGAAGGAGGAGGCGAGAUUGGCAUUGGCCAACAGCCCUCUAUACCAUCGUAUUCCACUCCACUUCCGGCAGAGGGAGGCUGCAAAGAGCAGCAACACUACCUCCCAGUCCCAGUCCCGGGGAACUAACCAGGGACUCGAUACCUCAAUUCACGCACCGCAAAGCGCAGCACAACAAGCGAUAGUAGUGUCGCAACCGAAGACGAUUGUCAAAGCAAGCUUUAAACGAAUCCCAAUUCCCGCGUCAAGUGAGAUCCGGAGAAUGUACGCCAAAGUUGGAACCGAAAAACCUAGACGAAGGGAACCAGCUACCGGUCAUGCAAUGCGAACCAGAUCGAGAACGUCGGAGGACGAUGAUCUGCCAGCCAUACCAGAGGAACAUGCCGAAUCUGCCAUUGUGGCAAGCCAAUCAGCUCGCUCACUCCGGUCCCAGAACCAGGCGCCAGUCGAGUUUAUGACAGACCCAGAGAAGCAGCUACAGGCUAUACACAAGAAAAGGCGGAUGAUAGAACCCGCCGAUGUCAUGGAGGAAGACCAGGAAUGGGAACAGCCAACCAGCGUCGUCACAAGAAUGGUGAGACGCUAUCAAAACGCACAGCUCAGGAUCACCGAGGUCGAGGAUGACCCAGAGGAGGAGUUCCACGAUGCCUCAGAACACAGCGAUGCCGCUGAAGCCGAAACUGACACCCAUACCACUACCUCAUCACAAUGA